CGUUUCAUCCUCCCCCUCCGUUGGCGUGGUACUUUCUUCUCGGCGGAGGGAGAGAUUAAGUUCGGGAUCUCUUAAUUUUUUUUUCCGGAACCUGUGAUCGCCUCCGUUCCCGAUGGCCGUUGAUCUGAUGGGCUACUCGAAGAUGGACGACCAGAUCGCGAUCCAGGAGGCGGCCACCGCCGGGCUCCGGAGCAUGGAGCACCUCAUCUUCCAGAUCUCCCACCACAAGUCCCAGCAGCUCGACUGCCGCGAGUUCACCGAUCUCACCGUCUCCAAGUUCAAGAAGGUCAUCUCCAUCCUCAACCGCACCGGCCACGCCCGCUUCCGCCGCGGCCCAACGGCGGCGCCUCCGCCGGCUCCCCAGACCCUGACCCUAGCCCCGAUUCCCCUCAAGGCGCAGCCAACCCAGCCGGCGGUGCCGCCUCCGCCUCCCCAGACCCUGACGCUGGACUUCACCAAGCCGAACCCGGGCCCCUGCUCCGUCGUCGUUGGUGGCGGCGAGAUCGCCACCAGCCAGUACACCAAGGAGAGCUUCAGCAUCUCGACCCCGAUUUCUUCGACGAACUCGUCGUUCCUGUCGUCCAUCACCGGGGACGGCAGCGUCUCCAACGGCAAGCAGGGAUCGUCCCUUCUCCUCCCUCCAGUCGCCCCCUCUGCUGCCAUCUCCGCCGGCAAGCCGCCCCUCUCGUCCUCCUACAAGAAGAAGUGCCACGAGCACGCCCACUCCGAACUUGUCUCCGGCAAGUACGCCGUCUCCGGCGGCCGCUGCCACUGCUCCAAGAGAAGAAAAUCUCGAGUGAAGAAGACGAUCAGAGUGCCGGCGAUAAGCACGAAGAUGGCCGACAUCCCUCCUGACGAGUACUCGUGGCGCAAAUACGGGCAGAAACCCAUCAAGGGCUCCCCUUACCCGCGGGGCUACUACAAGUGUAGCAGCCUGAGGGGCUGCCCUGCGAGGAAGCACGUCGAGCGGGCGCCCGACGAUCCUUCGAUGCUGAUCGUAACGUACGAAGGGGAGCACCGCCACACCCAGAACCCUGCAUCCGAACCCACCGAUUCUCUCUUGUUCGCCUCCUCCCGCGAGAUCUGAUCCGAUCAUCAUCGAGAGUUUGCUGCGAUGCCAGCCGUCCAUCCGGUGGUCCUCCUCCUAUCUCGUGCUCGAGCUCCAUGUUUUUUUUUUUUUCAAAAAAUCUUUUUUUUUUUUUCCCCCUCUCCGAGGUCAGAACUUUGGAGGAGAGGGUUGAUAUUAUGUAAAAAAAGGCAAGAAAUGGGGAAAUUUGAAAAGAAAAAUUGUGAAAAUUUGACCAAAA
Molecule: messenger RNA, 1307 nt
Organism: Elaeis guineensis (African oil palm)
Lineage: Eukaryota; Viridiplantae; Streptophyta; Magnoliopsida; Arecales; Arecaceae
Product: probable WRKY transcription factor 17
Biological process (GO): regulation of DNA-templated transcription
Molecular function (GO): DNA-binding transcription factor activity; sequence-specific DNA binding
Source: RefSeq, a predicted model, not a curated record